AUGUCAGUUUUGAUUGGCUGAGUAUGCUUCGUAACCAAGAGCAACGCGCAUGCGCACUUUUGAUGUUCCAAGCAAUUCGAAUAUAUAUGACCUGUGGUCUUCUACAUAUAUGCACGUUCAUGGUUUAUGUAAUACGUUUAUUUUUCAACAGGACAAGAGAGCGGAUAGUUAAAAGGAACAGUAAAAAGAAGAACGAUAAAUUCUUGCUGUUUUACUUCUUCAUUAAUUCAUUCACAUUUCACAUAAUAGAUGCACUACUAACAAAGAGAAGGUGCUGAAAUUAAAUAAUUAAUGUUGCGCAAAAUAAAUGUAGUGAUAGAUAUGUAGAAUACAUAUGGUAUAAUACACAUACGAAUGAAUGUACUUAUGUACAAUACAGGAGACGUACUGAAACCAAUUCGCAUGACAGCGGUGACAUUAACGGUGAAAACAACUAUUAGGACAUAAUGUCGCUGUACUUUGAUACACGCGUACAAACCCCGGAAACAGCUUCUAUAAGUAUUGCCAUAAGCAUGGCAAUCUGGCAUGCCAAAUAUCCUGUGCUAGCUGUUGCUGCAUAUUCUCAAGAUAAGGGUAGUUUUGUAACUAUUUAUGAUGAUCAAGGAGAACUCGUACUGGAUGUGAAAUCACCAAGAUUUUGGUAUCGCAGAACCGAACAUUCAAAAUUGCAGGUGGCAGCUCUUGGAUGGAAUCCAGAAAGACGUUGGCUCGUUGUAGGAUUGGAAAGCAGAGAAUUGAUGUUAUGGCCAGGCGAUACUGGGAGCGUUGAAUUUAACUCAGUAAUCUCACUACACCAUGAUCCUAUUACACUUCUGCAAUGGAGUAUGCAUGGAGGAAUAGUGGUAACCGCGGAUGCAACUGGUUUUAUAAUAGUCUCGCAUCUUGAUUGGAGAGGUUACUUGGCAGUGAUGUAUCGCCAUGAGCUGAGGGUUUCUUUGGUACAAAUAGUAUUCAAAACAAUUCCACAGAAAUCAGCGUUCGAUAUACAUAGUUUACCGAAAACAGCGGUUGCAGGAGAUGAAAGAUUGUUGGAUAUAUUUAGCUUUUGGCGUCCUAGAACGACUGUACAACUAACGGCUGCACUGCAAAGAGAUAAUCAUACAUUUUAUGUUACAACAAGCAGCGGAGUAAUAUACUUUGUUGACAAAGAGGGUCUAUGUUGGGAAGUUCUCAACACAAACGGUGUCGCGUUGCAGUUUCUAUUGUACCAUCAAAGUAGAGAUUCCGUUAUUAUUAUGACGGAAGGGUUAAAUAUAGGGCAUUUUCAAAUGGAUCCCAUUACUAACAGGCUCGUCGAAAUAACAAAAGUGAAACUCAGCGGUAGAUACGACGUGUCACGAACUAGCCCAGCAAUGUGUUGGGCCGGUGAAAAUAUUGUAGCAAUUCUUACAGGAGAAUUAGGUGUCCAUUGUUGGGAUCUUCAUACCGGCGAUAGUUACGUGCUGUCUGCUCCGGAUUCAUCUCCUGGAAAUAUCGCUACACCGCAAGAGAUUUGCACAAGCAUAUCUUUUUGCAAAAAUAAUGGUACUUUGGCUGCUGGUACAAAUCUGGGAACAAUCUAUCUAUGGAAACGUAAAGGUGAAACGGAUUACGAUGAAAAUGGUUGGUCGAGUGUACCAAAAUCUUAUAGCAUUCAUGAAACAGUGAAACACCUUAUAUGGGGUGCUGGUUUUUUGAGAAAUCCAUCGGUUAAUUGUAUAACGAAUGUUUUUAUUCUACAUCAACAACCAAUGUGUGCUGCAUAUAAUGACGGUGUUUGCGCCAGUCAACUCGCACCUACUCAAAUUUUACUAGAAAUUGACGAGCUUUCUUACGUUUUGAAAAGCGACAUUCAAAUACAACUGGUAGCUGUAAACAAAGAGCACAUUGCUGUAUCCUCGGGUAGACAAAUCGUGAUUUACGGAAUAUAAAUAUAUAAAGAUAAUUCCCUGACGACUACGAUGGUCACAAGUUUCCAUUGCGAUACGGAGAAGCUGUUAAUAUACGAGCAUACUUUGAUCGUUCUGACCCCUGUAGAUAUUCAACUACGAUCGAUGGAAGGUACAGUUAUGCAGAUGUUGUUACCUACGUUACCAGGAGAAGGUGAACCGAUCACGAUGGACCUUACUGGACAAUAUCUUACGGUUGCAUCUUUGUAUGGAAUUUUAAAAAUUUGGGACUUAAGUAAAGGGAAAGCGAAAUUGCAUACCAGAACAAUGGCAAUUUACGAAGCGAUCAAUGAUUUUGCUGAAGUCAUUGAGGCAAAGUGUAACUCGAACUGUCGUUUAGUAUCCAUUACAGUUGCCAGGACUAACUUGAUGCCCAGUUCGAUUUUAUACGUUUGGGACAUAGGAAGCGAUCAGAUACACGAAUUUGAUUUCGCAGAAUCUAAUGAUAUCGACGAAGAUGAUACUGGUCUGGCUGUAAAAUGUAAAGGAAGAUUAGUAACUGCUCAUUGCUGGGAUGUGGAUAAUCCUAGACUGCUAAUAUGCCGUGCUGAAAGAUUGGAUAGUCGAGAUUCUAAACAUUCAACGAAACAGAUGAAUGAAAAUGACUACGAUGUCUCAAAGGUCAACGUAGUUUUGGUUUCUAUAUUCGCGACGUCGGAUCACGGGAUUGUUGUACAGGACAUAAAACCGGUAACAGAUGAAAAUUCCAGAUUACUGGGUGUUCAGGCUCCGCACAUAAUUAAGUAGUAAUUUUAGAAGUAAUUUUUUUCCAAGUAAGUCCUGAUUUAAAAUAAUAAAAUCUUUUAAUAUUGAAACAAUUUAUAGUAAUAUAAACAGUUUCAACAAACGAAACAUUGACGUGACAUUCAUUUAAUUUUAUGUAACUAAAAAUUUGUAUAGCAAUAAUGCAGUGUUUAGUGCAUUAAACCUUGGUGUAUUAAAUGAUUUACAUUAUACUUUA
Messenger RNA from Megachile rotundata (alfalfa leafcutting bee), 2889 nucleotides. Its product is annotated as intraflagellar transport protein 140 homolog. Lineage: Eukaryota; Metazoa; Arthropoda; Insecta; Hymenoptera; Megachilidae. The record is from RefSeq and is a predicted model, not a curated record.